AUGUCGCCGGCGUACCAGUCAGCGUCGGAGUCCAUCGAUGCGUCGCCGUCGUACACGCCGACUGCUCAGUGGACCGGCACCCUGGGAAAGAAACCAACGCCGCCUAAUAGCUUGGGCAGGACCAAGGGAAUCGCUGACCUGGAGAGAGAGAUGGAGGAGCUCCGAGCGAGUUACCAACAGGUGUGCGAGGAGAGGGAUGCAUUGGAAGACCUUCUACUGCAGGAGCAGCUCAAGAACCGAACGCCAGCGGACAAGCAGCUAGAGGAAGCCAAAGCCCAUGCAGCAGCGUUGGAGCUUGAGCUGAGAUCCAUGGCUGCCCGAUGCGAGGAGUGGAAGCGCCGGGCAGCGCAGCGGGCAGCUGAAAUGAAUCCAGCCAUGGUGCAGGCGCUGCUGGAGGAGCGGCUGGAAGAUUUGGAUGAAUCAGGAACGAUUAAGAUACAGAUGGAGGUGGCUCGCCUGCGCGACGAGCUUGCCAAGUCCGAGGUGCUGCGCUUUGAGCUCUUCCGCAGCACACAAGAGGGAGCAGGUGGGCAUACAUGGUAUGAGCAUGGUAUGAGCAUGGAGCAUGGUAGGAGCAUGGUAGGAGCAUGGUAUGAGCAUGGUAUGAGCAUGGUAGGAGCAUGGUAUGAGCAUGGUAUGAGCAUGGAGCAUGGUAGGAGCAUGGUAGGAGCAUGGUAUGAGCAUGCAUGGUAUGAGCAUGGUAUGAGCAUGGUAGGAGCAUGGUAUGAGCAUGGUAUGAGCAUGGAAGAAGCAGAGGACUUGAUGCAGGAGCUGCUGGAGAUGGGGCAGGCAUCCCUGAGCCAGCAGGACGUGGAGCGCCUGUCAGAGGCCGUGGAGGCUGCGGAGCACAGAGCAGUGGAGGCUGAGAGAAGGGCAGUGCAGGCAGAGAAGGAAGCUUCUGAGAAGGCAAUGCAAAUAAGGGUGCUGGAGGCGAAGCUAACAGCACUGCUGGGGGGAGAAGACACAUCAGCAAUAGCAUCUGCUCCUUACCACCACCAAGCCCUGUCAUCCUCCUCCUCCCUCUCCUCCCGUCCCCUUCCCUCCACCUCCACCACUGUCAAAAGUAACCCCGCCACUGCCACUUCUGCCCCCACCCAAGUCCCAACCACCACCAAUGCUUCUGCUUCUGCUGCCACUUCAUCCGUCCAUGCUCUGGCCAAUGGAAUCACGCCACGGGUCAGCAACACAGAUGACGUGGCAGGAGGGGUGCGUGACGUGUCGAGGAGGAGAGCUGACGUGGCGAGGGAGAGUGCUGGGAGAAGGGAAUCUGUGUUGGUGAUUGGAAGUGAAGAUGGGGCCAGUGCUGUUGGCAAGGGGAUUGGUGGGGUCAGGGGGGUUGGGAGUGAGGUGGAGAGCAGUGCAGGGGAGAGUAAGGGGGAGAGUGCGGAGGAGAGUGGGGGGGAUAGUUUGAAAGAGCUUGCAGCAGCACAGAUUGCAGAUGUUGAGGAGAUUCGGGAGAUUGUUCAUCGUGUUCAGGGGCAAAAUCGACUCACGCAUUUACUCUUGACGGUUGUCUUCGCGGCAUCUGUCCCACGGGUUGUCGACAUGGUUAAGAACCUUCUGGGAAGCAAACAACGGCCACGAUACACACGAAUCACAACCCGGGCUGGACGGCCUGAAACUUUUGGUGAACGGUUUCCAGCCUAG
This is a messenger RNA of Closterium sp. Yama58-4, 1647 nucleotides long. The record is from the annotation of a GenBank genome assembly. NCBI's taxonomy places the organism in Eukaryota, Viridiplantae, Streptophyta, Zygnematophyceae, Desmidiales, Closteriaceae.